Molecule: messenger RNA, 397 nt
Organism: Gigantopelta aegis
Lineage: Eukaryota; Metazoa; Mollusca; Gastropoda; Neomphalida; Peltospiridae
Exons: 2
Source: RefSeq, a predicted model, not a curated record
AUGUUUAACACUAACUUCACGUCAUCUCGUGCAGUGGAUGGAAACACGGACUUCUGCGCAGCAACGAGAUAUGACGACAUAGAUCAGUGGUGGAUGGUGGAUCUGCAUGGGUACUUUGACAUAAUUGACGUCAUCAUCACGAACUUUGACCGUUGGUGGUCAUAUCUACACAGCUUCACCAUUGACGUGUUUACGGAGAAUCCAAUAGGCUGUGCACGCGCCACACCAGUCCAGUGUUACAACCGCACCAACGCACUGGGGCGUGGCAAGACUGUACAGUUUAAAUGUCGCUCGACCGUGAUUGGUCGGUUCGUCAGGGUUAAGAAGUGGAAACUUGUGAAACAGUUUGAUAUACUGCCACUGUGUGAGGUUCAGAUUCUUGGCACAAGGGCGACAG